ACAACCCCCCUCCCUAAACUUGUCCCCCAAGGUGAUGCUAAAUUGCUAAUACACCCAUACGAAUACCAGUCACGGAACAGUGUGUAAUAUCGAUUCGAAGAGUGUAGAUCCGGAUUAACAACAGGAAGAAGAAUGGAGUGCGUGUUUGGACUGGUGGGCGACGGGUUUGCUGUGGUGGUGGCGGACACUUCAGCUGUGCACAGCAUACUGGUGCACAAGUCCAACGAGGACAAGAUCAUGGUCCUCGACUCUCACAAGCUCAUCGCCGCUAGCGGCGAGCCCGGCGACAGAGUUCAAUUCACGGAGUACAUACAGAAGAACGUGGCGCUUUAUCAGUUCCGCAAUGGGAUUCCUUUGACCACCGCCGCGGCUGCCAACUUUACCCGAGGCGAGCUCGCCACCGCGUUGCGUAAGAACCCAUAUUCUGUGAAUAUCCUUCUGGCUGGCUACGACAAGGAGACAGGCCCAGCUCUUUACUACAUCGACUAUAUUGCCACACUACACAAAGUUGACAAGGGUGCAUUUGGUUAUGGGUCCUAUUUUUCCCUCUCCACAAUGGACAGACACUACCACAGCCGCAUGUCGGUAGAAGAAGCAAUUGACUUGGUUGAUAAGUGCAUUGUGGAGAUUCGAUCCCGGCUGGUUGUGGCGCCACCGAAUUUUGUCAUCAAGAUUGUUGACAAGGAUGGAGCAAGGGAGUAUGCCUGGCGUGAAACCGUAAAGGAUUCUGUUGCUUCUUCAGCUUGAAUCCUUUCUCCUUUUUAAUUUAUUUCCCUUUUUUUUUUUAUGGAGUAUUAAUGCAACAGUUGCAACUCUUCUGUUUUUCUUUCUAUAAGCGAGACUCAUUCGACAAUGCCAUUAUUUACUUCUCACAAGAUUAUAUAUUACACACUUCUGCUAUUCGUAUCUUAUUGCGAUGAUGUCACAUUGUCAAUCAAUUAUUGAAUUUAGUAUUUUGGAAAA
Molecule: messenger RNA, 963 nt
Organism: Juglans regia (Persian walnut)
Lineage: Eukaryota; Viridiplantae; Streptophyta; Magnoliopsida; Fagales; Juglandaceae
Product: proteasome subunit beta type-2-A-like
Exons: 3
Coding region: 133-747 (204 amino acids)
Biological process (GO): proteasomal protein catabolic process
Cellular component (GO): nucleus; proteasome core complex; proteasome core complex, beta-subunit complex
Molecular function (GO): peptidase activity
Source: RefSeq, a predicted model, not a curated record